GGAAGACAGUGGUGACAGCAGUACAGGUGGGGAAACAGAGCCAGCUACUUCAGACAAGUCCAUCAAGGUUAAACAGCUAUCUUCAAAGCUAUACGAAUGCCAAGAGUGCAGCUGUACAGGACUAACCCGGUACCAAUUAAAGAAUCACAUAGUACGGAAACACACCAAACAAUACCCCUUUGUCUGCGAGGAAUGCGGCUAUUGUUGUAUCAACAGGAGGGACUUCAAAAACCACCAACGAAUCCACCUGAAAGACAAGCCCUUCCGGUGCAUGAAGUGUGAUUUCCGCACCAGUUUUCAGAGCAGUCUACACAGACACAUGACGGACCACUUUGGUACACGGAUGUUCACCUGUGGGGUUUGUGGCUACCGUGCGGUAUACACUACUGUGGCUAAACACAUGCUGACUCAUGUUGGGGAAGUGAGAACGGAUGUGUUCAAGUGCACACAGUGUACGUUUGUAACAACUGACAGGAGUGAGCUGAAAGAGCACGUUGAAAAGGCAGGGCAUGACCAACCUUCCUGUCCACCCACCAAACAGUUCAUCUGUGGGUAUUGUGACUUCAGGACGAAAAAGAGAGAAAAACUGAAGAGACACAAACGGGAGGUUCAUAACGACGGUGGGCAUGAGACUCCAAAGCAGAAGAAAGGGAGCAAAAGUUUCCUCUGUGAGACGUGCGGUUACUCUACACCACUGAAAACUGACCUUGAGAUCCACAGUAGAAUUCACACCGGGGAGAAGCCAUACAUGUGUGAACAGUGUGGGUACACGUGUGCCCGCAAGAACGCUCUCAAAAUACACAUGUACAAACACACCGGGCAGUACCCCCACAUCUGCCAAUACUGUGGGUACAAAGCCGUACGAAAGUUGGACCUAACCAACCAUGUAAGAAUACAUACCGGGGAGAAGCCUUACAAAUGUGACCUGUGUGACUUUGCUUCUGCCUUUAAGUGCAGCGUCAGAAAACAUAUGGUCAAACAUUCUGGGGAUAAGUCACAUGCAUGUGACAAGUGUUCUUAUAGAACAGGCUAUAAGGCAGCCCUGGAUAUGCACAUGAAAGUUCACACUGGGGUUAAGCCUUACAUUUGUAAAUACUGCAAUUAUGCCUCUGCUUACAAGGUGAGCCUUGUAAAGCACAUGUCCAAACACCAUGCUGAUGAGAAAGGCUCACAUCUGUCCAUGGAGAGUGAAGCAGCCAGCUCUAUAACAACACAAGAUGCUACAGGGGGAAAUGAGGAGAGUGAUUGGUUUAAUCAUUAUCUUGGCUUCCAACCUUUAAAUACAACAGAUAUGUGAAGCCAGUACUACUAGUAAUCCCAAGUAGAGGUUUUGGUCUUACUAAUAAUAAUUAUGAUGUAGAGAUCAAAUAUGACUCUGUCAAAUGACUUCUUCAUGCUAACUUAGUAAUGCCUGUCUUAUUCUUGUACCAAGUGAAGUGCUUGCUCUGGGAAACCAUGACUAGAUCAGAACCAUUGAGAAGAAGAACUUGAGGAUUGAUACAGCAUCUGAAGUUGAACCAAGUUUGAAUUUGUGUUUUGUCCAUUUCAAAACAGACCUUCAUUAAUUUUUGUUUACUUAAAAUGUACAUAUUUAGAGAUUUGUAGUUGCUGA
Messenger RNA from Branchiostoma belcheri (Belcher's lancelet), 1612 nucleotides. RefSeq names its product zinc finger protein 525-like. Bases 272 to 1297 code for a protein of 341 amino acids. The transcript has a single exon. The record is from RefSeq and is a predicted model, not a curated record. Gene Ontology annotation, molecular function: RNA polymerase II transcription regulatory region sequence-specific DNA binding; DNA-binding transcription factor activity, RNA polymerase II-specific. Gene Ontology annotation, biological process: regulation of transcription by RNA polymerase II. Gene Ontology annotation, cellular component: nucleus. NCBI's taxonomy places the organism in Eukaryota, Metazoa, Chordata, Leptocardii, Amphioxiformes, Branchiostomatidae.